Molecule: messenger RNA, 1426 nt
Organism: Monodelphis domestica (gray short-tailed opossum)
Lineage: Eukaryota; Metazoa; Chordata; Mammalia; Didelphimorphia; Didelphidae
Product: ropporin-1
Biological process (GO): sperm capacitation
Cellular component (GO): motile cilium; cytoplasm
Source: RefSeq, a predicted model, not a curated record
CUCCCCUUCCUCACAAACCUCAGAAAACUAUUACCUCUUCCCCGCCCUCCUUCCCCUAAAGCCAGGGAUCCGCUAGCAGAUCUCUGGGCUUUCGGCCCCUCCCAGAAGAUCUCCCUUGCCCAGAUUCGGCCCUUGCACUCGGUCGUAUUUUGGUCCUUUCCAGCCACAAACUCCCGAGGACGGUUUUCAGACUCCCCUAAACCCUUCCUUUUGACUAACCAGCCCAACACCAAUACCUUAGGUGGUUUCCAGGCUCCCCUACCUCAACCCUCCCUCUUGGGCCCAGAGUUCGAGGGCAUCCUCCAUUUUCCCCUCUUCCCCCGAGCCUAUCAGAGCCCUGCCCGACGUCUGGGGUGUUUGUGACGUUUCUCCGACAGACCUCGACCCUCCCCCACCGGUUGCUAAGACAGACGAACCCCCGCGCUUGGUUGUCAAGCAAACUAGAGGCGCAAACAAAGGGGUCCCUCCCCGCCCCACCCCCAUCUGCGCCACCCUUCCCUCUAAGGUCCUGCUGCUCUCCUUCCGCCUUGGGUGCGAGGCGCCUGUCUCUCCCCUCCCCCCCACCCCGCCCGUGGCUUGGCGCCCGUGCCGCCAGGAGCGAGACUGAGCCCGUCUGGGAGCAAGCCUCAGGUCAAGUAACCAUGCCUCAGACAGACAAGCAAAUAUGCAUCCCUCCGGAGCUUCCAGAAUUGCUGAAGCAGUUUACCAAAGCUGCCAUCCGGACCCAGCCUACGGAUCUGAUCCAAUGGGCUGCUGACUAUUUUGGAGCCAUGUCCCGAGGAGAGAUUCCUCCAGUGAGAGAGCGAUCUGAGCGAAUCCCACUGUCUAACUGGGCUGAACUCACACCUGAACUGCUAAAGAUCCUUCAUUCUCGGGUGGCCGGAAGGCUGAUUAUACAUGCUGAUGAACUGGCCCAGAUGUGGAAGGUGCUGAGUCUCCCAACAGAUCUAUUUAACAGUGUGAUGAAUGUCGGACGCUUCACUGAAGAGAUUGAAUGGCUCAAGUUUUUAGCUCUGGCUUGCAGUUCUCUUGGAGUUACCAUAGCCAAAACCCUCAAGAUUGUAUGUGAAGUUUUAUCAUCUGAACAUGAUGGCGGACCUCCCCGAAUCCCUUUUAGCACUUUUCAGUUUCUUUACACAUAUAUUGCUGAAGUGGAUGGGGAGAUUUCAGCAUCCCAUGUCAGUCGAAUGCUGAACUACAUUGAACAGGAAGUAAUUGGUCCCGAUGGUUUAAUCAAGGUGAAUGACUUUACCCAAAAUCCCAGGGUACGGCUGGAAUAAAAAUGCAACUCCAGCAAUUUUAAAGGAAGGAAGAUACAGAGAUAAUUGUGCUUCAUAAUGACUGCACCCCAUACAACAUCCAAUGUCAAUUUUCUUGUACAACUGGUACACUAAUAAACAAUUAGGCAAACAUGCUAGCUUACAAA